This is a messenger RNA of Thrips palmi, 6065 nucleotides long. It is a transcript of the gene nompC, whose product is annotated as serine/threonine-protein phosphatase 6 regulatory ankyrin repeat subunit A. The coding region runs from base 297 to 5330 and encodes 1677 amino acids. Gene Ontology annotation, biological process: calcium ion transmembrane transport; GPI anchor biosynthetic process. The record is from RefSeq and is a predicted model, not a curated record. Gene Ontology annotation, cellular component: glycosylphosphatidylinositol-N-acetylglucosaminyltransferase (GPI-GnT) complex; membrane. Gene Ontology annotation, molecular function: calcium channel activity; protein binding. The transcript has 25 exons. NCBI's taxonomy places the organism in Eukaryota, Metazoa, Arthropoda, Insecta, Thysanoptera, Thripidae.
UUGCAAGCCUCUCUGGUUUACCGAGUCGGACCGCGACGCCCCACGACGCCAGACGCUGGCCAGCCGCUCUGGUGCACCGAGACUCGCGCCGCACCGCCACAUCGCCGACCUGGACCGUGUGCUGCGAGGACGUCGUCGACGCCAUGUCCUGCCUCGAGCCUGAGCGACGCUGGGCCUAGGCAGGACCGCCGGACCAUGGACUGGAGGCCAGGGCCACCCCUUGGGCCACCCUGUCCCCCCGAAGGGCGCGCCGAAGGGCCCCACCGCGCUGAGGCCCCCGCAGCUCCGACUGGACCAUGAGCAACAAGAAGCCACCGGGGCCACCCGGAGGCAACGGCGCGGACGACAAGAAGGCCAGCAAAGAUGACGACGGCAACGGGGCGGCCGCGGCGGGCGACGCGGCCGCCAAGCCCGGGUCGGCGGGCGCCACCAGCAGGGACGCCGCGCUGCGCCUGCUCGCCAUGUGCCAGAAGGGCGAGUGGCCGCCCGUGGACCAGGCAAUCAAGAGUCUGGAAAAGGCCGUGGCCGCGGCCCAGGCGGCGGCGCAGCCCGGCGAGGACCCGCCGCACCUGCCGCUCAUCGGGGUGGCGGACCCGGCGACCGGUAUGACCCCGUUGAUGUACGCCGUGAAGGACAACCGCACGGCGUUCCUGGACCGCAUGGUGGACCUUGGCUGCGACCCAACGGCAAGGAAUCAGGACAACUACAAUGCCCUCCACGUGGCCGCCAUGUACUCCAGGGAGGAGGUGGUCAAGCUGCUGCUGCCGAAGAAGGGCGUGGACGUGUACGCUCCGGGAGGGCCGCGGAGCCAGACGGCGGUGCACCUGGUGGCGAGCAGGCAGACGGGCACGGCCACCAGCAUCCUGCGCGUGCUGCUCAACGCCGCGGGCAAGGACAUCCGCCUGCGACCCGACGGGAAGGGCAAGAUCCCCCUGCUGCUGGCCGUGGAGGCGGGCAACCAGUCCAUGGUGCGAGAGCUGCUGGGGCAGUCCUCGGCCGAGCAGCUGCGCGCCACCACGGACCACGGCGACACCGCCCUGCACCUGGCGGCGCGCAAGAGGGACCUGGACAUGGUGCGCAUCCUGGUGGACUACGGGACCAACGUGGAUCUGCCUAACGGAGAGGGACAGACUGCGCUGCACAUCGCCUCGGCGGAGGGCGACGAGACCCUCGUCAAAUACUUCUACGGCGUGCGGGCGAGCGCCUCCAUCGCCGACCACCAAGACCGCACGCCGAUGCACCUGGCGGCGGAGAACGGGCACGCCAACAUCAUCGAGCUGCUGGCGGACAAGUUCCGCGCCUCCAUCUUCGAGCGCACCAAGGACGGCUCCACGCUGAUGCACAUCGCUUCGCUCAACGGCCACGCCGAGUGCGCCAUGAUGCUGUUCAAGAAGGGCGUGUACCUGCACAUGCCCAACAAGGGCGGCGCGCGCAGCAUCCACACCGCGGCGCGGUACGGCCACGUCGGCAUCAUCAACACCCUGCUGCAGAAGGGCGAGAGGGUGGACGUCACCACCAACGACAACUACACUGCCCUACACAUCGCCGUGGAGUCGGCCAAGCCCACCGUCGUAGAGACGCUGCUGGGCUACGGCGCGGAGGUGCACGUCAGAGGCGGCAAGCUGCGCGAGACGCCGCUGCACAUCGCGGCCCGGGUCCCCGACGGCGACCGCUGCGCGCUCAUGCUGCUCAAGUCAGGCGCCGGGCCCAACCUGUCCACGGACGACGGCCGCACCCCCGUGCACGUGGCGGCGCAGCACGGCAACCUGCAGACGCUGCUGCUGCUGCUGGAGGACGGCGGCGACCCGCUGCUCAAGGCCAAGAGCGGGGAGACGCCGCUGCACCUGGCGUGCCGGGGCUGCCGCGCCGACGUGGUCCGGAACCUGAUCGGCUUCGUGAAGGCGCGCCAGGGCGACGAGGCCGCCGUGCGCUACGUGAACGCCGUCAACGAGGACGGCGCCUCGGCGCUCCACUUCGCCGCGCAGAUCACCAAGAGCGAGGUGGAGCACCCGCUGGAGGACAAGCAGGUCAUCAAGCUGCUGCUGGAGGCCGGCGCCGACGUGUACCUGCAGGCUAGCCAGACCCUGGAGACGGCCUUCCACUACUGCGCGCUGGCCGGCAACAACGACGUCCUGGCCGAGAUGAUCUCCCACAUGUCGCCGUCCGAGGUGCAGAAGGCCCUGAACGCGCAGACGGCCGUGGGCUGGACGCCGCUGCUCAUCGCCUGCCACAAGGGCCACAUGGAGCUGGUGAACACGCUGCUCAACAACCACGCGAGGGUGGACGUCUUCGACACGGAGGGCCGCACCGCGCUCCACCUGGCCGCCAACCAGGGCUACCUCAACGUGUGCGACGCGCUGCUCACCAACAAGGCCUUCAUCAACAGCAAGUCGCGCGUGGGCCGCACGGCGCUCCACCUGGCCGCCAUGAAGGGCUUCACGCACCUGUGCCGCUUCCUCAUCCAGGACCACAACGCCAUGAUCGACGUGCUCACCCUCAAGAAGCAGACCCCGCUCCACCUGGCCGCCGCGGAGGGCCAGCUCGCCGUGUGCAAGCUGCUGCUCGAGCUGGGCGCCUCCAUCGACGCCACGGACGACAUGGGCCAGAAGCCAGUACACGUGGCGGCGCAGAACAACUACCCCGAGGUGGCGCAGCUGUUCCUGCAGCAGCACCCGUCCCUCGUGAUGGCCAGCACCAAGGACGGCAACACGUGCGCGCACAUCGCCGCCAUCCAGGGCUCGGUGCGCGUCAUCGAGGAGCUCAUGAAGUUCGACCGCGCGGGGGUCAUCUCGGCCAGGAACAGGGUGACGGAGGCCACGCCGCUGCAGCUGGCGGCGGAGGGCGGCCACGCCGACGUCGUGAAGGUGCUGGUGCGCGCGGGGGCGUCGUGCACGGACGAGAACAAGGCCGGGCUCACGGCGGUCCACCUCGCCGCGCAGAACGGGCACGGCCACGUCCUGGAGGUGAUGCGCUCCACGCAGUCGCUGCGCAUCUCCAGCAAGAAGCUCGGCGUCACGGCGCUGCACGUGGCCGCGUACUUCGGCCAGGCCGACACGGUGCGCGAGCUGCUCACGCACGUCCCCGCCACCGUCAAGUCCGACGCGCCCAACGGCGGCGGGCUGGUCGGCGAGCUGGGCUCCGAGUCCGGCAUGACGCCGCUGCACCUGGCAGCCUACUCCGGCAACGAGAACGUCGUGCGCCUGCUGCUCAACUCGGCCGGUGUGCACGUCGAGGCCAUCACCAACGAGAACGGCUACAACCCGCUGCACUUGGCGUGCUUCGGCGGCCACAUCACGGUGGUGGGGCUGCUGCUGUCCAGGGCGGCCGACCUGCUGCAGAGCGCGGACCGGCACGGCAAGACGGGGCUGCACAUCGCCGCCACGCACGGCCACUACCAGAUGGUGGAGGUGCUGCUGGGCCAGGGCGCCGAGAUCAACGCCACGGACAAGAACGGGUGGACGCCUCUGCACUGCGCGUCGCGGGCCGGCUGCUUCGAGGUGGUGCGGCUCCUGGUGGAGUCGGGGGCGCACCCCAAGGCCGAGACCACGCUGGGGUCGUCGCCGAUCUGGUUCGCCGCGUCCGAGGGCCACAACGACGUGCUGGAGUACCUCAUGACCAAGGACCACGACACCUACAGCCUCAUGGAGGACCGGAGGUUCGUGUACAACCUCAUGGUGUGCGGCAAGAACCACAACAACCGGCCCAUCGAGGAGUUCGUCCUGGUGUCGCCGGCGCCGGUCGACACGGCCGCCAAGCUGUCCGCCAUCUUCGUCAACCUGUCCACCAAGGAGAAGGAGCGCGCCAAGGACCUGAUCGCGGCCGGCAAGCUGUGCGAGAUGAUGGCCACGGAGCUGCUGGCGCUGGCGGCGGGCGCGGACUCGGCGGGCAGGAUCCUCACGGCCACGGACCGCCGGGGCACCGAGUUCCUGGACGUGCUCAUCGAGAACGAGCAGAAGGAGGUCAUCGCACACACCGUGGUGCAGAGGUACCUACAGGAACUCUGGCAAGGCUCCCUGAAGUGGGCGACGUGGCGGACCAUGCUCCUGUUCAUCUCCUUCAUCAUGUGCCCGCCGGUGUGGGUGGUGUUCACGCUGCCGCUCGGCCACAAGUACAACAAGGUGCCCAUCAUCAAGUUCAUGUCGUACCUCACCUCCCACGUGUACCUGAUGCUGCUGCUCAUGCUGGUGGGCAUCACGCCCAUCUACCCCAUCAUGCGGCGCACCCUCAUGCCCUACUGGUACGAGUGGGCGCUGCUGGUGUGGCUGUCGGGGCUGCUGCUGCUGGAGCUGGAGCAGCCCAGCGACAAGAGCGGCCUGGGCUGGAUCAAAUUCGCCGUGCUGCUGUUCGGCAUGGUGGGCGUCGGCGUGCACGUGCUGGGCAUGGCGGCCAUCGACCAGCUGUACUGGCCCACGCUCAUGUACGUGCGCAACCAGAUGUUCGCCCUGUCCUUCCUGCUGGCCUGCGUGCAGAUCCUCGACUUCCUCUCCUUCCACCACCUGUUCGGGCCCUGGGCCAUCAUCAUCGGUGACCUCAUCCAGGACUUGUCCCGGUUCCUCGCCGUGCUCGCCAUCUUCGUGUUCGGCUUCUCCAUGCAGAUCGUGGCGCUGAACCAGCCCAUCAAGAUCCUCAACAACCAGAAGGCGCUCAACGACUACUUCAGAGUGCUGCGCAACCACAAGCCGUUCGACGAAGGCCCAAUCCGACAUCGAGUGGAAGUACGGGCUGGCCAAGCUGAUCCGCAACAUGCACCGCACCACGACCACGCCGUCGCCGCUCAACCUGGUGACGUCAUGGCUGGUCUACCUCAUCCGGGCCUGCAAGCAGAGGAUGAUGCAGAAGAAGAGGCCCAGCCUGGUGCAGCUCAUGGGCAUGCAGUCGCGGUCGCGAGUCAGCGCGCGCACCAAGAUGGGCGCCAAGUGGCUGCAGAAGGUCAAGAAGGGGCAGGUCGCGCCCAAAGACUCGAUGACGCUGAGCGUGGUGCGGCUGUCGCCGCUGGGCUCGCAGCUGUCCUUCAGCCACAGCCUGGCGCGCAUCGAGUCCAUCACGGACUGGGAGGCCAUCGCCAGGAAGUACCGCGCCCUCAUGGGCGAGCUGGACGACCACGGCGGCCGCUCCGAGACCGCCGAGCCGUCCACCCCCGCGGCCCCCACCACCCCCGGCGCCAACGCGGCCCCGCAAGGGACGGCCGGGUCGCCGAGUUGAAGGGCGCGUCAAGGCCGAGGCCUGCACGGAGGCCUGCACGGAGGCCUGCACGGAGGCCUGCACGGAGGAGAGGCAGCCUCAGCGUUAAGCCCGGAGUGACUGGUGGUUCCGUGUUGCUCCGAGCAUAACGCGACGCAGCCGACCCUGACUCCGACCCCGCCCACGCCGUCCGCGCACGCCAGCGUGCCGGCAAUCACCGACGGGGAGCUCCGGUGGAUCAAAGCUCCACGCAGGACGCGGGGUCGGGUUGGCCGGUCGGGUCGGAGUCGGUGCGGCUCGGGUGCGCCGCCAUCCAGCGACACUCGCUCCACUCGCCUCCGUCGGCCGAUCGCCGGCAUUCGAGAGUCUCGAAGCUCGAGUCGAAUCGAGGCAGUUCGGGGGACCAAGUUGGCAAGGUGCGCGAAGACGCCAAGACGCCUCGUUUCUCGAUUAGUUUUGUGCCAAUGCUACCAGGCGCAUCAGAUACGGACGAUGUUGGGAAGACUGGCUGUUUCGCCUGUUUCUCUUUAGCCUGUUAAUGGAAAAAAAAUAUGGUUUAGUUAAUAUUGGGGUUCUGGUGAUGAUUGCGUGUAUUUGCAGAUUUACUUUUUUCAUAACGCUUUUCUAUUGACCAUUUAAAUCGUAUUGUGGAUGUCGUGUUCAUGCGGUCCAUUUCUUACUUGUCUUGUGACAUUUCUUAUAUAAGUGUAUAUAUUUAUUUACUAAACGGAAACGACAGAUUAGCCAAUAGUCUAUAAUAAAUGGUAGCAAAAUUUCUAUUAUUGUAUACGGAUGAAUUUUCAACUGAUGUUUUGGGCUCACACAUUAUAUACUAUAUUUCUAUUGUACUGUAAACCGAAAUUAUAUUAAUCUGCUAAAUUGUA